AUGAGCGUACAGUUCCCUUCUUUUGACAAAAAUGAAAAUCUAAGGUUUACCAGAUAUGUCAGGUUAAUGGAAAUAAUAUGGAGUAAUAUGAUGUGUGGGCACGGUGAUAUCACCAAAAGACAAAUAUUUUACACCGAUGUUGCCCUAUUUCGAAAGCAGAGGAUAGUUGACGAAUACAUUGAUAUUAUAGCAGAGUGCUUUGGGGUGAGCAUUCACAUUUUGAGUGUUGUUGCCGCACAAAAAGGAUUAAUUUUUGGAAAUAUAGAGUUGUCCUACAAAGGAACACCCAUUUUUAUAAAGGAAGACCAAGGGCCGUGCUUAAUUCCACAAAUAUCACUAAAUUCCGAAUAUUCUGAUUUCACAUUUAAUAAUGUGGGGGUAGAGGUCCCAAAAGAAAUCAUGGUCAUAGAAAAAGAGGCAAUUUUUAAAAGCCUUUGUGUAACAUUGCGGGGAAAAGGAGUGAUCCUAAUCACGGGUAAAGGUUUUCCAGACAGAUUAACAAGAAUAUUCCUACAUUUUUUAUGCCAUCACUUCGAGACCACCCCGGUUAGGGCAUAUGUUGACAGCGAUGUCUACGGCAUAAUGAUUUUCAAUCAGUUCAAAUACGUCCCCGCAAUCUGUAAAAAAAGGAAGAUGAUUAAGACAGAAAUGCACCAGAAAGAGACGAAUGAGCCCACAGAAAGAGAGGAAUACAAAUCAUCCUGUAGUCGCCUAUUGUAUGGGGGAGUCAGGCUCUUCGGAAACCAAGUAGACCGCAUAAAGGAUGGAGACAAACAAGUUGUCGCUUUCCAUUAUCUCCAGAUUUCAGAGCGAAAUAUGGUAUCAAUGCAACGAUUAUUGGGACGUAUGAUAAACAAAAGAGAAAGAGAUGAACAAACUGGGGAAACUCGACUGAAUGGAACGGCUUUUCAGAAUAACAAAGAUUUUGAGAUUACUAAGGUUAUACGAGAGGUGCAAUUGGGAAUGUUCUUUAUGCUCAAGAGGGAGAUGCAGGAAGCGGAAUAG
Molecule: messenger RNA, 1005 nt
Organism: Brettanomyces bruxellensis
Lineage: Eukaryota; Fungi; Ascomycota; Pichiomycetes; Pichiales; Pichiaceae
Exons: 1
Coding region: 1-1005 (334 amino acids)
Biological process (GO): meiotic DNA double-strand break processing; meiotic DNA double-strand break formation; reciprocal meiotic recombination
Cellular component (GO): nuclear chromosome
Molecular function (GO): DNA binding; DNA topoisomerase type II (double strand cut, ATP-hydrolyzing) activity; ATP binding
Source: RefSeq, a predicted model, not a curated record